AUGGAUUGGCCUACUAACAACCCUUGCUUAGUGAACAAGUAUGUUGCUGUGGGCAAUGAACCCUUCCUCCAGACAUACAAUGGCACCUUCUCACUAGUCACCCUGCCUGCCUUGCAGAAUGUUCAGAAAGCCUUAAAUGAGGUUGGGCUUGGAAACUGUAUCAAAGCAACUGUUCCAUUCAAAGCUGAUAUCUACAAUUCCCCUGUUUCAAAGCCAGUCCCUUCUGCUAGUGACUUCAGGUCAGACAUACGUGAACAUACAAUUGAAAUAGUUCAGUACCUCAAUGAGAAUGAUGCCCCUUUCACUGUUAAUAUCUACCCAUUCCUUAGCCUCUAUGGCAAUGAAUACUUCCCUGUGGACUAUGCUUUCUUUGAGGGGUCAGACAAUGGAAACUAG
Telopea speciosissima is the source of this 396-nucleotide messenger RNA. Its product is annotated as glucan endo-1,3-beta-glucosidase 8-like. Gene Ontology annotation, cellular component: plasma membrane. Gene Ontology annotation, molecular function: hydrolase activity, hydrolyzing O-glycosyl compounds. NCBI's taxonomy places the organism in Eukaryota, Viridiplantae, Streptophyta, Magnoliopsida, Proteales, Proteaceae. The transcript is spliced from 2 exons. The record is from RefSeq and is a predicted model, not a curated record. Bases 1 to 396 code for a protein of 131 amino acids. Gene Ontology annotation, biological process: carbohydrate metabolic process.